This is a messenger RNA of Chenopodium quinoa (quinoa), 1040 nucleotides long. RefSeq names its product universal stress protein A-like protein. Bases 146 to 634 code for a protein of 162 amino acids. The record is from RefSeq and is a predicted model, not a curated record. The transcript is spliced from 4 exons. NCBI's taxonomy places the organism in Eukaryota, Viridiplantae, Streptophyta, Magnoliopsida, Caryophyllales, Amaranthaceae.
UUAAAUAUCAUAGCAAGCCGCAGUCCAAAGUCCAAACUACCAAUUCAAAAUAGUACCAAAUUUUGUUUUCCUUUGACUAAUUAUACAAGUUCCAAAUAUUUGGUCUUAUCUUAUCUAAAAACAAAAAUUUGAAUCAAAAUUGAAAAUGGCAGAGGAAGCAGCAUCAGCAGAGAUGAAGCAAAAUGGGAUGAUGAUCGUAGCAGUUGAUGAGAGUGAGUGUAGUAGCUAUGCUCUGAAAUGGGCGUUACAAAAUCUGGGUGAUAAACUCAAAUCUGGUGUUAUUCUUUUGACGGCUGUUUCUGUUACACAGAGUGGUGUUUUUGCUGGUGGUUACGGCACUGUUCCUCUUGACCUGGUAACAUCAAUCCAAGAGAAUCAGAAAAAGUUUGCAACUUCUCUCCUAGCGAAAGCUAAGGAAAUAUGUGCACAAUAUGGGGUUGAUGCGGAGACACUGUGUGUGAUGGGCAAUCCGAAAGAUGCGAUAUGUGAUGCAGUGGAGAAGUUUCAUUGUAAUUUACUUGUCAUGGGAACUCAUAGUCGAGGAGCUCUACAAAGGGCAUUUCUUGGAAGUGUUAGCAACUACUGCAUUCAUCAUGCAAAGUGUCCUGUUCUUGUAGUAAGGCAACGUGUCUGAAGGAAAUCUACAAUUUGCUAUUAUUGUAAAUAAGUAACUAUGUUGUAAUAGCAUGCUACUACACUAGUGUCGACAAAUAAAAUAAAAUAUUUUUUUUUGGUGUUUAGAGAGCCACAAGGGUGGGGUGAGAAUCAAUCCCAGGAUUUCUUGGAAUUGAAGAGAAAGCUCUAACCACUUGAGCUAUCUCUCACUCUCAAUAAAAUAAAAUACUUUCAUCGUUCUAAAAUAAUUAGCCACAUGUGAUUGUUUUCAUGUCUACAAUAGGGACUACCUUAGUUUUGAUAUACAGUCUAAUAUUACUCUUAAUUUUUGAAUCUCCAAUACCUAUUAGAAAAUCAAUGUAGAAUCUAAUUUCUUUGAGCUAUUCAGGGUUGGUUGGUUUAAAAUAUAACCAUGUGUUUGUCUA